Molecule: messenger RNA, 2395 nt
Organism: Pomacea canaliculata
Lineage: Eukaryota; Metazoa; Mollusca; Gastropoda; Architaenioglossa; Ampullariidae
Source: RefSeq, a predicted model, not a curated record
AUGCCACCCCGAUACCAACUGACCUUGCGAGAUAUCCAAGGCGAGGAGGAGGUCGGCAGCCAGGCCAAUACUUCUCCCGAGUCCAGAUCGAGAUCUCAGACUCCACGGAGCGCCAGACCAAGAAGUCCAGCAGCCAAAUCCUUGACAACCGCCAACACCAGAAGCAAACAACACGUGACUUUGACGUCAUGUGGUGGGUCUGAUGAAGGCUUCCGGAAAUCGGAGGCUGGCUCCAACACCGUCCUACCUGCCAGGACACUCCUCCGCGACCUCCGAGCGAGUUCACUUCGCUGUGAGAAACGUGUCGCCGUUCUCAGAGGUUGCAGGCGGAGUUCACUUCUGCGACCAACAACGCAACGCCCAGCGCCGGGUGGGUGUCAUGGGAGACCACCCAGCGGCAGCUUUGUGCGUGGAGCGAGGAAGAGUAGCACUGUGCAGAAAGACAAAGGCCGACACGAGCCAGUCCUUCUACGGUGUCACCAUGCACUCUUAUCCUCCAGAGAUGACGAAAGCUACAUUGCGCAUCUCCGGAAACUGUAUCUUAAUGGCGUCCGUGACCUUGCGAAGGCACGUGACAGGGAACCCGACAUUGACCGGCACAAGACCAUCAAGGAGCGCAUAGACUACGACAGAAAGGUCGGCCGGAUCCUACAGUAUUACGCAGAUGUCGACCUUCCCGUCGUCUGCAAAUCUGGGAUAAUACCAUCCUUCCAACCGAUCUUCAGCCGCCUCCCGGUCUUCUCUUUUACGGGAGACAAUUCCAGGUUUCUUCAGCUCGGGCACCUGUACACAGCGACUCCCGUGGUGUUGACAUCGAGAAUCAUGUCCCUUCUAGCAGCUUUGGUCAGGUCCGCAGUCAAGAAACUCUUUCCCAGACCACAGAUUUUGUCUGGCAUGCAGGCUAUGGUAAAUACGAGAAUAAAUAACAAGGCUACACUCCAUAAAAGGCAGUUCUACCUGCACACACCUGCCCGCGACAGGCAUGUGAAUGCCGAGGACGGUCGUCCAGACUCGUCCAGUUGUUUGUGCGCCAUCUGUCGGCUGGAGAUGCACGUGGCGCUGCUGACACGCGUGCAGGCAGCUCACUGUCCCGUGGAGACCUUCUCGAUCCAGAGUCCGAAGACUUCAGACAAUCCGUCUUCCGGUGUCAGUCAGGAUGACUCCAUGACCAAAGACACCAGAAACGGUCAGGUGAGCGUCACCAUGAAAACCAGGGCCUGUGCUGCGGUCAGACCACAGUCUGUGGCAUCCUACCUGCACUCUGACCCUGUCGUCUUGUUUGAGGACAGGAGGUCACUGUUGCGGAUGGAGGGGUGGAUGCUCGUGCAGAGACCGCAGCUCCGGAGCCGACCAGUCUGAGUGUGACCUUACCUGCCGCAGGAUACUCCAUCAGCAGGGGCACAGACUCGGGGCACCUCGAAUUCGAAUCAGAGCUCCGGGAAUCGCCUGAAGUAGGACUUCAACAUGGGGAGGAGAUUUUAAAAGACGAUGAAGUUGUGACACAUACGAAAGAACUGUUAGGUGGCGAUGACCUUUUGACACUGAAGGAAGAAUACGCGAAGGACAAUAAAGUUGCGACACGGAUGACAGAAAGUGUCAGUGACAAUGCACUCAUGCCACAGGAGAAAAACAUUUUAAUAGGUAAUGAAACUGAAGCAGAAAUAGAGAAAAUUGUAAACAAUAGUGAAACUGUCACACGGAGGGAAGACCAAUGAACGGUCGUUGGGAGGAAAAGACCAAACUAAACAAGACCCUGACAAGCCGUAGCAUGUCUAAGCGCGAUGCAAACCUGAUCAAUGACAACAGUUACAUCAUUACAGGUAACUCAUGUUGAGAGGUUACAGAUCUGCAUUCCAUUGAUCUUACAUACAAAGGCUUUCCUCAAGGUGGAGCCGACGGUGCUGGUGUCCGCCAUGUUGAGGAGUGUGUUGACAGCAUCGUGUACAACACGGGUUGAUCCCAAAUAAAUCUUCAAAAUACAUGUGACACGCUCGCACAAUUGUAUCUAAUAAUAACAGUGUUAGGAUAAUAUGACAUCUCUGAAACAGGUCCACACACACACACACAGCAAACGCAGAUGAACAUACACAUGUACGUAUCUAUUCCCUAUCGUACAUUCUCGCACUGACGAUUGAGGUAAGCACAACACACCUGUUGUCUAAACUCAUAAAUGAAAGCAGAUGCCAAGUGAUACGAGAACAUAGAUAAAUCUCAAAUAAAUCUAGAAAUGCGAAUUUUGUUUAUCUGUGUGUGUGAGAGAGAGAGAGAGAAAGUGUGAACGAGGUAGAUAGAGAUAUAGGAGUAGGAUGGCAAAGUGGUAAUCAGCGAUGGUGAACGGAGGAAACAUAAGAAAGAAUGUCAACUAAAAUAUGAAAUUUUGUGUUACGGUAGCGUG